This is a messenger RNA of Engraulis encrasicolus (European anchovy), 1495 nucleotides long. RefSeq names its product photoreceptor-specific nuclear receptor-like. The record is from RefSeq and is a predicted model, not a curated record. Gene Ontology annotation, biological process: cell differentiation; positive regulation of transcription by RNA polymerase II; anatomical structure development. Gene Ontology annotation, molecular function: RNA polymerase II cis-regulatory region sequence-specific DNA binding; nuclear receptor activity; zinc ion binding. The transcript is spliced from 9 exons. Bases 128 to 1495 code for a protein of 455 amino acids. NCBI's taxonomy places the organism in Eukaryota, Metazoa, Chordata, Actinopteri, Clupeiformes, Engraulidae.
GUCAACUCUGCAGGGGAGGAGGUUUCCAACUCGCCUCCCUUUUUACAUCAGUCGCUCACUCCUCUCAUCUCAUCUCCUCUCCUCCUCUCCAUCGCGGUUCCUCCUGCACAGCGUGGCCUGGUAAGCAAUGGACGACCGGCUGCCGAAGCUGCCUCUCCUCUCCUCCUCCUCCUCCAUGUCGCCGGGCCAGUCUCCCAGCGCCAGUGGGACCGAUGACAGCAGAGGAGCCAGGAGCCCAGCACCAGGCAAAGCUCUGAGCCCGACCCUGGUGUGUAAAGUGUGUGGGGACACCAGCAGUGGGAAACACUACGGCAUCUACGCAUGCAACGGCUGUAGUGGCUUCUUCAAGCGCAGUGUUAGGAGAAGGCUAAUAUACAGAUGCCAGGCAGGUACUGGGAUGUGCCCGGUUGACAAAGCCCACAGGAACCAGUGCCAGGCCUGCCGCCUGAAGAAGUGUCUCCAAGCUGGCAUGAACAAGGAUGCGGUGCAGAACGAGCGUCAGCCGCGCAGCACGGCCCAGGUGCGUCUGGACGCGCUGGACAUCGACCCAGAGAAGGAGCACCUGGCCACCACCCGAGAGCCCACCUCCUGCUCCUCCUCCUCCCACUCCCACUCCCACUCAUCCUCUUCCUCGUCCCACUCCUCAUCCCACUCCUCCUCCUCUGCAGCCGCCUGCGCUCUUGUGGCCCGGCCAAUGAUCACCUCCGCAGUGAGCUCCUCGGCCCAGAUGCAGAUGCAGCAGCGUGGUGCUGGUGGUGGUCCCCAGAACAACCACCGCUUCAUGGCCAGCCUCAUGACCGCAGAGACCUGCGCCAAGUUGGAGCCCGAGGAUGUUGACGAGAAUGUUGACGUGACCAGUAACGAGCCAGAGAGGUCUGCUGCGGAGUACCAUGUGUCCCUCUAUCCAUCCAGCGGCCCAGAGAACGUGUACGAGACCUCCGCUCGCCUCCUCUUCAUGUCCGUCAAGUGGGCAAAGAACCUGCCGGUCUUCUCCAAUCUGCCCUUCAGGGAUCAGGUGAUUCUCCUUGAGGAGGCCUGGAGUGAGCUCUUCCUGCUGUGCGCCAUCCAGUGGUCUCUGCCAUUGGAGAGCUGCCCUCUGCUCUCACUGCCCGACCUGGCUCCCAGCAUGCAUUGCAAGUCUCCGCUGUCCGGCAUGGACGUGCGGCUGCUGCAGGAGGUCUUCAGCCGCUACCGCAACUUGACCCCUGACCCCACUGAGCUGGCCUGCCUCAAGGCAGUGGUCCUCUUCAAGCCAGAGGCCAGAGGUCUGAAGGAUCCUGACCAGGUGGAGAACCUGCAGGACCAGUCUCAGGUGAUGCUUGGCCAGCACAUCAGGGCCCAUUACCCUGGUCAACCUGCCAGGUUUGGGAGGCUGCUGUUGCUGCUGCCAUCUCUGCGGUUAGUGAGCUCUGAGCGAAUUGAGCUGCUGUUUUUCCACCGCACCAUUGGGAACACGCCCAUGGAGAAACUGCUAUGUGACAUGUUCAAAAACUAG